Messenger RNA from Mercurialis annua (annual mercury), 2297 nucleotides. Its product is annotated as phosphoglucomutase, chloroplastic. Gene Ontology annotation, biological process: carbohydrate metabolic process. The coding region runs from base 194 to 2092 and encodes 632 amino acids. Gene Ontology annotation, cellular component: cytosol. The transcript has 22 exons. NCBI's taxonomy places the organism in Eukaryota, Viridiplantae, Streptophyta, Magnoliopsida, Malpighiales, Euphorbiaceae. The record is from RefSeq and is a predicted model, not a curated record. Gene Ontology annotation, molecular function: phosphoglucomutase activity; magnesium ion binding.
AUAAUAAAAAAAAGUUGAGCCACUCUCGGUUUUGACUCACAACCUCCACUUUAUAUUAUUUUAUUUCAAUUUAAAUUUUAAAUUUAAAAAUCACGGAUCUUCAGUUCUCCUCUUCUAUUAUACUCACUCACUCACUCACUCACUCACUCGCUGAGUCACCAGAAUCUAGAACUGAGCUAAUUUACCUGAAAAAAUGGCAUCAUCGUCAUCAUUAUCAUCGUCUUCUUGUUUACGAAUGGAAAAUCUCUUCUUCACUUGCUCAACUUUCUCUAAGUUAAAGCAUUAUUCGAUUUCUUAUUCUCAGUUUAAUAAAAACAUCGGUUGUGAUUUUUCUCCAAAACUUCCGCUUCUCAAAACGCAGCGUCGUUCUCUCUCCGUCAAAGCUUCAUCCUCCACCGCAAUCGCUGAACCUGAAGGCAUUAAGAUUAAUUCACUGCCGACUAAGCCUAUUGAAGGACAGAAGACAGGAACUAGCGGUCUUCGAAAGAAGGUUAAAGUUUUCAUGCAAGAAAAUUACCUUGCGAAUUGGAUUCAGGCGUUGUUUAAUUCGUUACCACCAGAGGAUUACAAGAAUGGAGUAUUGGUUUUAGGAGGGGAUGGUCGUUAUUUUAAUAAGGAAGCUGCACAGAUAAUUAUCAAAAUUGCUGCUGGUAAUGGUGUUGGUAAAAUCCUUGUAGGCAAGGAAGGGAUUAUGUCUACACCCGCUGUUUCUGCAGUUAUCAGAAAGCAGAAGGCCAAUGGUGGAUUUAUAAUGAGCGCAAGCCAUAAUCCUGGAGGCCCUGAAUAUGAUUGGGGUAUCAAGUUUAAUUACAAUAGUGGACAACCUGCACCAGAAUCUAUCACCGAUAAAAUUUAUGGAAAUACCCUAUCUAUAUCUGAGAUCAAAAUGGCUGAUAUUCCUGAUGUUGAUCUUUCUUCACUUGGAGUUACAAAGUAUGGAAACUACAUUGUUGAAGUAGUGGACCCAGUUUCUGAUUACUUAGAGCUAAUGGAGAAUGUCUUUGAUUUUGAUAUCAUCAGAAGUCUUCUUUCACGGUCAGAUUUCAGGUUUAUACUUGAUGCCAUGCAUGCUGUCACCGGUGCUUAUGCAAAGCCCAUAUUUGUGGACAAGCUGGGGGCUAGACCGGAUUCAAUUUUAAAUGGAGUGCCUCUGGAGGAUUUUGGGCAUGGUCAUCCAGAUCCUAAUCUAACCUAUGCCAAGGAUUUGGUGAAUAUUAUGUACAGUGAGAAUGGGCCUGAUUUUGGAGCUGCCAGUGAUGGUGAUGGUGACAGAAACAUGAUUCUGGGUAGAGAGUUUUUCGUUACACCGUCAGAUUCUGUUGCUAUCAUUGCUGCCAAUGCUCAAGGAGCCAUUCCAUACUUUAAAAAUGGCCCUAAGGGUUUAGCUCGGUCCAUGCCAACAAGUGGUGCUCUGGAUCGUGUGGCUGAAAAGUUAAAUCUUCCCUUUUUUGAGGUCCCAACUGGUUGGAAAUUCUUUGGGAAUCUUAUGGAUGCUGGAAAGUUGUCAAUUUGUGGGGAAGAAAGUUUUGGAACUGGUUCCGAUCAUAUUCGCGAGAAGGACGGCAUAUGGGCGGUGUUGGCUUGGCUUUCAAUUAUUGCUCACAAAAACAAGGACAAGAAACCAGGGGAGAAGUUGAUUUCUGUUUCCGAUGUUGUGAAAGAGUAUUGGGCAACAUAUGGAAGAAAUUUCUUUUCUAGAUACGAUUAUGAAGAGUGCGAGUCAGAAGGAGCCAAUAAGAUGGUAGAAUAUCUGAGAGAUUUGAUCUCAAAGAGCAAACAAGGAGACAAAUAUGGGAGUUAUGUCCUUCAAUAUGCCGAUGACUUCAAGUACACCGACCCUGUGGAUGGAAGUGUGGUCUCAAAGCAAGGGGUCCGAUUUGUUUUUACUGAUGGAUCAAGGAUCAUAUUCCGGUUAUCUGGAACUGGUUCUGCAGGUGCAACUGUUAGAAUUUAUAUCGAACAGUUCGAACCAGAUGUCUCCAAACACGACAUGGAUGCCCAAAUUGCACUUAAACCAUUAAUAGAUUUGGCAUUGUCUGUGUCAAAGUUGAAGGACUUCACAGGAAGGGAAAAGCCAACAGUCAUCACAUAAAAGAAUCCAUGCCCUGUUGAUCUCUCGGAUCAAUUUACGUCCCGAGCUAUGCUCAAAGGCAAGUCUGGAAUGUUCUUCUGCCACGCAUAUGUUUUUUGUUCAAUUUUGGUUGGUAUUUGGCUACGGCAUUACCAUACAAUAAAAUCUCCCUGUAAAAUAAUAUAUAAACAAGUCGCAGAUGAGAAUAAAAUAUAUUUAUUGAUUA